AUGAUCGUUACCAAAGAGUAUGAGCGGCAUACGACCCCCAUAAUUUUAGAUUGGACCGACGAUGGAUUCGGGCGUGGUGCCUGUGUCUAUAUUCUGAUGCUUGUCGGAUUUAAUCUUAUGUACGACUAUCUAUACUGGCUCAUUGGUACGAUAAACCGUGAUGGCGGUGAGAUUAUUCGACUGAGUGCCGUUGUACGUGGCAUCGAAAGCUGUGGACAAGCUAUAUCAUACGGCAUUAAUUCAAUUGACACCUUCAAGCUUUCUGGGGCUGUUGCAGUGAAUCUGUCGUUUUUCGCCGUUUGCAUUAUCCCAUCAGCACUUGUUAUUUUCCGGGUUGGGAUCAUCGACGGAGUGAAAGUACACAAUAUCCAGCAGGAUGUUAUAUCGCAGAACGGAAUUUCGAGAGAUGAUAUGGAUGCAGAUUCCCCGCAGGCUGAUUCCUCUAAGAGCCUGGAAAAGCUUGUGACUCUAUUUCGCGAAGAUAAUGAUCCGCGAAAGACCGAUCUUCUCGUUGGGGUUUAUAAAACAGACGAAGGAAAAGCAUAUGUACAGCCGAGUGUAAAAGAGGCAAAGAGAAGAUUGUUCAACGACAAUGAAUGGCACCACGAGUACCGCGCUUCCGCUUUGGGAUCAAUCGGCUACAGAGACUUGAGUAACAAGUUGCUUUUUGGCCCUGAUAAUCGUCUUGUGAAAGAGAAAAGAAUUGUCACAACGCAAACUCUAGGUGCAAGCGGGGGAUGCCACGUUGGUGGAGUUCUUUUGAAGCAGCAUUAUGGUCCCUGGAAAACCGCAGCGGCUCCCGAGAUUUUCCUUCCGAGUGAUACAUGGUUGAACCAUUGGUUUGUCUUCCAAUCUGCAGGAAUUAAGCCAAGUUUUCUGCCUUAUUUUUCUAGCAAAACGAACAAAUUCGAUUUUGAGGCAUUCUCAGCCGCUGUGCUGUCACUGCCAUCUCAAUCUGUUGUUCUUUUACAGUCGGGAGCACAAAACCCUACUGGAUGUGAUCCUUCUCCGGAACAGUGGCGAAGCCUAGCAUCCAUAUUUCUUCAACGCGGUCAUCUGGCCUUUUUUGAUGCCGCAUACCCCGGAUUUGCAUCGGGAGACAUCGAUGAGGAUCUUGAAGGCGUCCGCCUUUUUACCGAACUGGAAAUACCUCUGAUUUUUGUUUCGACAUAUGGAAAAUGCUUCGGCUUAUACAGCGAGCGUGUUGGAGUACUCUCAGUUCUUGUACCAAGUGAGGAAGUCGGGAGAAGAAUUGAAACACAACUGCGGCUUAUAGCACGGGCAGAGAGCGGGGCACCGCCCGAUUUUGGGUCGAAGAUAGUCGAAAUCGUUCUAUCGGACAGCAAUCUCGAGCGUCAAUGGCGAGAGGAAGUUCGCGGUAUGGCGAUCGGACUCAAAAGCCGUCGUCAGGCUCUCAGAGAGACCCUGGAGAAAUUGAAAACUCCAGGGGAUUGGCAGCACCUUACUGAACAGAAUGGAAUGUUCUCGUAUCUUGGUCUGUCUCAGGAUCAGGUUGAUAUUUUGCAGAAAAAGUAUCACGUUUAUGUCCAAGACUCAGGAAGGAUCUCUAUUGCGGGACUUAAUCGCUUCAACAUUGAGUAUACUGCUUCUAGUAUCAGCGCUGCUGUUAAAGAGGCGAGUUCGAUUUGA
This is a messenger RNA of Penicillium manginii, 1650 nucleotides long. RefSeq lists its product as uncharacterized. The record is from RefSeq and is a predicted model, not a curated record. Gene Ontology annotation, molecular function: transaminase activity; pyridoxal phosphate binding. The coding region runs from base 1 to 1650 and encodes 549 amino acids. NCBI's taxonomy places the organism in Eukaryota, Fungi, Ascomycota, Eurotiomycetes, Eurotiales, Aspergillaceae. Gene Ontology annotation, biological process: amino acid metabolic process; biosynthetic process. The transcript is spliced from 7 exons.